This is a messenger RNA of Fonsecaea multimorphosa CBS 102226, 1617 nucleotides long. RefSeq lists its product as uncharacterized. The coding region runs from base 1 to 1617 and encodes 538 amino acids. The record is from RefSeq and is a predicted model, not a curated record. The transcript is spliced from 5 exons. Gene Ontology annotation, molecular function: transmembrane transporter activity. Lineage: Eukaryota; Fungi; Ascomycota; Eurotiomycetes; Chaetothyriales; Herpotrichiellaceae. Gene Ontology annotation, cellular component: membrane. Gene Ontology annotation, biological process: transmembrane transport.
AUGGGUCAACCAUCCCACCAGGCGUCCAACGCCAUCAUCUACACGACUUACGCGGCUUUCCUUGUCUUCGGUCUCUUCGUCGCAUGGACGCUGCGGCACCAAACGAAGGGCGAGUAUCUCGCGACUUUGCGAACACAGAAGGGCAUACCUUUGGCCUUCAACUUCAUCGCGUCGGCUUUGGGUUCAGGAAUUUUGUUUUCAUACCCCCAGAUCUCCACCAUCGCGGGUGUCCAGGGUCUUGUGGUCUACAGUCUGGCGUCCGCCUUACCACUUCUUGUGUUUGCCUGGCUCGGGCCCAUCAUCAGGAGAAAAUGUCCCGAGGGAUUUGUGCUCACGGAGUGGACACGCCAGCGAUAUGGAGCUAUUUGUGCAUUGUAUCUCUCGGCCUUGACGCUUAUCACCCUUUUCCUCUACAUGGUCGCCGAGCUUUCUGCCCUCCAACAAAUCAUCAAUGCCCUCACUGGCCUCAAUGGCCUUCCCGUCGUCAUCGUGGAAUGCGCCGUCACCACGAUCUACACUUCCCUAGGCGGGUUCAAAGUCUCCUUCAUUACGGACAAUAUCCAAGGCGUCAUGGUCGUAGGGCUGAUCGUCAUCGGGUGCAUCACCGUCGGCGUGGAAACCCAUAUCCAACACGACCUGAUUGAAAAGAGUGGAUACCUCAACGCAAGCCUGCUCGGCUGGCAAUUGGUCUACAUCCUGCCCGUGGCGAUCCUCACGAACGACUUUUUCAUUUCCGGGUUUUGGAUGCGGACGUUUGCGGCCAAGACGGAUAAAGACCUGUGGGUCGGUGUCAGCAUUGCGACCGUGGCUGUCGCCAUCAUCCUGACGCUGUGCGGCGUGUCGGGCCUUUUGGCCGGGUGGUCCGGCGCACUGGGUGAUCCGCCUCAGCAGUCGUCCAUCGCCUUCUUUUUGUUGUUGGAACAGCUCCCCGCCUGGGUCGUGGGCAUCGUGGUCGUCAUGACGGUCGCCCUGUCCACCGCGGCCUUCGACAGCUUCCAAUCCGCCAUGGUGAGCACGGGAUCCAACGACAUCUUCCGCAACAAGUUGAACCUCUGGAUCCUCCGAGCCACAGUGGUCUUGAUCAUUGUCCCCGUGGUGGUUGUAGCGCUCAAAUCCCCCUCGGUGCUCCAGAUCUACUUGAUCUCCGACCUCAUCUCCGCGAGUUCCAUCCCCGUCUUGGUCAUCGGGUUAAGUGACCGAUGCUACGCCUGGCGCGGGUUCGAAGUCGUGGUCGGCGGCCUCGGCGGGAUACUCACGGUUUUCCUGUUCGGGCUCGUCUUCUACAAAGGCGACGCCAGCUCCGCGGGCGCUUUGUUACUGCUUGAGGAGGGCCUGUACGCGAACGAUUGGUCCGCCUUUGGAGCCUUUGUGGCUGCCCCGGUUGGAGGUCUUUUGUGGGCAGCUGGUGCCUUUGCAUUGAGACUCGCUGUGCAGUGGGUGGUCGCAAGGGUUCGAGGCACUAGGUUCGACGCGCUGGAUAAACCCGCGGCGCCGACGGCCAGCUUUUACACCGGGAGAGUCAGUCCGGAAGUCACGGGCGACUCGGAGAGAGAGGUCUAUGCUGAUGGGGAGGGCGUUGUGAGAAGCCACGUCGAAGUCAAGGGCAAGUUCUUCUAA